AUGCCACCUUCUCAAUCCCCAGACAGCAGCCUUGCCCAAGUCUGUAUACCUGCAGUCAGUGGCUCCUGUUAUGUUGCAAACGAGGCUGCGACCUUGGAUGCAACACCAGGUCUACAACCUCAAGCUCCCUUGGAGAACUUAUUGUACACGACUUUUGAUGACAUGGAUUUCAAUUCGAAUCUUGAUUGGAUGCUGGAUGAGAGCGACACCGGCAAUAACCUUUUCAGUCCAUCCGACAUUUUUGGUUACUCUGCUUCCAGUGACACCCAAUGUUUUCAGUCAUUCCUGAUCUCGGCAUCCCAGACAGCAGUCUCAUCACCGAGGCACUUUGACGUUGUCGACAGUCAUAUGAACACUCCAGAUCAAGCCCUGGGAGGGCUUCUAACACCUCAACCACAAGAGACUUGCUACACAGGGGACCCAUGGCCCGUGGAAACACCGAGACCGCCGCAAAGACAGAUUUCACUUCCGGCGCUGGGACCGCAGGGUUUUGCAAAUCGCGCAAUCACUCGCUUCUCAUCAAUAACGGCUGUGGACACAAGAACCUGGCAUGGACUCCAAAAAUGCCUCAUGCUGCCAUUUGAGCACAACAGGUUCCAAUCCCUUGAUAUUGCGCAGUUCCCUGCGAAAGAAAUGCUUGAUGACUGUAUUGACCUUUUUUUCGCACACUUUCAUCCAAUGCUCGAUGUUGUCCACCAGCCCACAUUCGAUCCUUCAAAAGACUUGGUGGUCACAUUGUCCAUUAUCAGUGUUGGUGCUUGCUACUCAGAUUUUAGUGGUGCCAAACUGUUCUCCAUUGCGCUAUCGGAGUUGGUCCGAAAACUACUGGUCUUUAUGGCUGAGUCAGACCGCCGAUUUGUCCGAACUCGAUCUUAUGUUACUGCUCAACUCUUGCAAGGAACUCAUGGUUACUGUAGUGGGAGCGAGCGGCUUUUUGAACUCAGCGAGUCAUGCCGUGGUACCAUCACUCAUCAUGCCAAGUGUAUGGGGCUCUUUCGAGCUGAUAAUCCUGAGAAUCCAAAGCCUGGAAAAACUCUUGACGAAACAUGGAGAGCCUGGGUUGACGCGGAGGGUCUUCGCCGAUUGGGCUGGGCCGUGUACAAAUAUGAUGCUUCAGUAGCCUAUCUACACAACAAUCGGCCAUUCUUGAGCACAGGCGAUGUAAACCUGCCGCUACCAGCAUCAGUUGAACACUGGGGUGCCGAGUCGGGUCAAGCAUGGGCAGCACUCCACCCCUGGUCACAGGUGUGUCCUUCCAGCCCACGACUGCGUCCUACCAUUCGAUCCUUUUUCGACAACACGCAAAGGCCAUUAGAGAAUAUUGUAGUUGAAGAACAUAUCUUCCUGAUUACCCUGACUUUGGUUCGGAUGCUGUGGACACUUAAGGAGAUCCGCUCAUCCCCUAUUAACGACCUUGUGUCGCCUCCAGUGUACGACAAUGGCCGUCAGACCCUUCUGCAAGCGCUUGACGGCAUGAUGGUGUCCGUUGUGCCUUUCUCAAAGCUCCAUACCAAAGCGGAGAUUGAUCGUGUGGUGCAUCGAAUGCAACUCAUCCAUGUGGCUCAUCUAUAUGGGGCAGGAGACUUGAUGAACUGGCUCUGGCCAUCCCUUCGGGACGGCCCGGAAGCAGAAAAUGCCAGAGAGCGCAUGAGACAAUGGAGCAAUGAAGACAUGCAAAGAAGUCGAAAUGUGGUAUACCAUUGUGCUCAGUUGCUGGGGUUGAUCCGGCAUUACCCGAAUAAUAUGCCAUUCGAGGUGUUCUUGAUAUUUCAUGCCGGCGUGGUGCUUUCAUGCAUAGUGCCGCUACUCGAAGCCGAAAUGUUUCGAGAACGAACAACUGUUCUGCAUCUUGAUCAACUUGACUCCGGAGAUGAGCUUUUGUUCAAACGGCACGAUGAUUGGGUCAAAAACGGCGGCAAUACUCAGCUAUGCCUGACUGGUGUUCCUUCCUUAUGCUCUGCAGGCGCUCGGCGAGCUAUCCUCGAUCAAACAGCUUUACUGCUGCGGCGCCAGAAGGUGUGGGGCAUGGCACGUAAUUUAACGAAGGUAGUCCUUUCUCUAGGAGCCCGAAGUGCAGAGAUGCAAGCUCCAGAGGAGCAGUUGAUUUGA
Messenger RNA from Exophiala oligosperma, 2109 nucleotides. RefSeq lists its product as uncharacterized. The transcript has a single exon. Bases 1 to 2109 code for a protein of 702 amino acids. The record is from RefSeq and is a predicted model, not a curated record. Gene Ontology annotation, biological process: DNA-templated transcription; regulation of transcription by RNA polymerase II. Gene Ontology annotation, molecular function: zinc ion binding; RNA polymerase II cis-regulatory region sequence-specific DNA binding; DNA-binding transcription factor activity, RNA polymerase II-specific. NCBI's taxonomy places the organism in Eukaryota, Fungi, Ascomycota, Eurotiomycetes, Chaetothyriales, Herpotrichiellaceae. Gene Ontology annotation, cellular component: chromatin.